Danio aesculapii is the source of this 909-nucleotide messenger RNA. RefSeq names its product abhydrolase domain containing 14B (gene abhd14b). The coding region runs from base 145 to 786 and encodes 213 amino acids. The record is from RefSeq and is a predicted model, not a curated record. Gene Ontology annotation, cellular component: cytoplasm. The transcript is spliced from 4 exons. NCBI's taxonomy places the organism in Eukaryota, Metazoa, Chordata, Actinopteri, Cypriniformes, Danionidae.
UCUGGUAAAACUGACACAAUCUUCCGGGACCGGGACUCAAACUUCUGCAGGCUCAGUUUUACUCUGGUAAAAAAAAAAACAGAUACUUAGAUUUACAGUUAAAAGGCGCGGUGUUUUCCUCGUGAACUUUGCUCCUGGAUCAUCAUGUCUUCGGUUGAGAUCUCCGAGGGUUCGGUUCUGGUGGAGAUCUGCGGAGAUCAGCCGCUGUUUUACCGACAGGCGGUUCCGUCGAGCGGCACCGGCGGGCUGUGCGUGCUGCUGCUGCACGGGAUCCGCUUCUCCUCCGAGAACUGGCAGAAAAUCGGGACUCUAGAGACUCUGGCCGCCGCCGGUUACCGAGCUCUGGCCAUAGACCUGCCAGGUCUGGGUCAGUCGAAGGCCACUGUGGCUCCUGCUGCAGUGGGUGAACUGGCUCCAGCUGUGUUCCUCAGACAGGUGUGUGAGGGCCUGCAGACGGGCCCUGUGGUGAUCAUCAGCCCGUCUCUCAGCGGCAUGUACUCGCUGCCAUUCCUCUUCCAGCACUCAGAGCUGCUCAAAGCUUACAUCCCCGUCGCUCCCAUCUGCACCGAGAAGUUCACCGCCGAGCAGUAUGGCAGCGUACAGACUCCAGCUCUUAUAGUUUACGGAGACCAGGACACUCAGCUUGGGGAAGUGUCGCUAAACAACCUGAGCCAGCUGCCCAAUCACAGAGUGGUGGUAAUGAAGAGGGCGGGGCAUCCUUGUUACCUUGAUGAUCCGGAGACCUGGCAUAAGGCAGUCCUGGAUUUCCUACAACAGCUGAGAUAAAAGAGUAUCACACACAAAAACCCCUAACACAGUGAAGACCACUUAAAGGCAUUAAUUACACAUCUGAUUAAUAUGAAGUACAGUCAAUCCCAUAACUGAUUACAUCAGAAACACUAGCUUUUU